AUGUUUACAACAGGUUGGUUGCAAGCUUUCGAUGCCCGCGCUGUCGCUGUGCAGGGAAAUCUGGUCAUCACCACGCCCAACAUGCACUUCGUGCCAGAGUUUCACCACUUUGACGAAGAAGACCUACAAGCCCGGGCAGAUGGUCGCUUCGGGGUUAUCGAUUGCUUCCAGUGGCCUCAGUCCUAUGAUGAUGCUUUUUGUCACGCUGUUUGCAUUCCUCGAAAGGAGGCAUUUCCAUUCCCGCAUCCGCUACACUGGGCCUGGUUCACCCCUAGCCAGGAUGACCUUAAGUCUAUUCCAGGGAAUUCAUUUCCUGUAGGCACGCUGGCUCCUGAUAAGGUUGAUGGCUUGCAAUCCCUUCUCAAACUGGCUGAGCAACGAGUCCGCGAUUACAGAAAGGAUCAGCCGGACAGAGGGCAAAUUAUAUACAGUCGCCUCUUGUACCUCUGUCAUGCCAUCGCACGGUUGAAGUCCCACCCUCUUACUUUUCGAGAUCUUCUGAUUUUUGUCACCGACGCUCAGCGCCUGUUUCUCGACAUAUACUCCUACAUUGACUGGGUUCUUGUCGCCCAACCUCGUACCACUUUCGGUGUUCGCCAUGAGGUCAACUUAGGAUGGAUGGGGGGGUUCGCGCAGAGCAGCGACAUUUGCGAGAAGUUAUUCUGCGCUGGCGUCCCAGCUUGGUAUGUCCGUGCAAGCGCAUACAUACCCCCACAAAUGAUGGUCGUUGAACCUGUCUUACUCACACACCCGGAUCACAUCAUUAUUGCGAUGUACGCAGAGGGUAGAAAAAUCCGCCCAUUUGAAGUCAUAUACCGCGGUCAAGGUGGUCGCAAUCGUCAUACGCACAUUCGCCGCCUGUAUGCAGGCACGACACACCAGGAUCCCGAGUCUGACAAGUCCUCUCAACUGUCGUCCAGCUCGAGUCGUCCUGCCCCUGGUCCCAAAUUAUCUGCUGUUGGCAAGGCGCCUAAACAAAAGGGCAAACAACGGCACCGGCCUUGUGAAUCUAGGGAUAAGUGGAAAGAUCCCGACACACCGUUCCUUCCACCGCCGAACCUGCAUUGGGAGGGUGCCAUGAAAAUUGUUGUUAAGGACGAGUCUCGUGUUCGCACACCCUACGUUAUCGAUCGGGGAUAUAGAUUCCCCAAACCCGCUCUCCUCCUCGGUCCCAAGUUGCCUGAACGUUUGCAACUAUACCUUGCCAAUUGGCUCGCUGCUCGUCCACUGUGGAUUGGCCGAGUUGAUCAUGAUCCUCCACGCACCUAUCCUACUCCUCAGCUCUGGCGCGAUUUUCUCGGUAGCGUCCCUUCUGUCCAACCACAAUCUUCCAAAGGGAAAGAGCCAGACGGAAAGAGUCUUACAGCCACCGAGAAGGGGAAGCGAGCAAUGCGGGACUUGUUCGGUGAUGACCUGUUGGAAACUCAGGGCGAUAUAUUUUCGCCAGAUGGAGUUGUUGAAUUUCGGGGUGAACAAGUCUCCAUCGCUAGUCUCGCCACCCCUCCUUCGCUUCUGGUGCAGAAGAUCACAUGGGAAUUAUUUGAACUUGGCUUUCGGUACGAGUUGAGGGAUCUCGAUCAUUACUUGGCACGGGGAUGUUGGAACAAUGAUGCUGUUGGUCGCGAGCAGCUCCUCCAUAGCAUCUUCCCGGGCGAGGCUGGUUUGGUGAUGUGGUCGGAGGCGUUUCCGUCGGAGAACUAUGGGUUGUGGAACAACACCUUGAUGGGCUGUCUUCCUUACCUUGAGAAUUUCCGGAGACUGCUUUGCGAUUGGGAUGACGUUCCGCCUUGUCUUCUGACACCACUGACCUCGGACAAUUUCACAGAUACAUACUCCUGGGAAGUUAGGCGUGCGGCGGCGACAUUUUACGUUCAAACAUUCUUCGAUCAUUUCGGCAGGCCUCCUAUAGUGCCCCACUCGCUUCCCAUGCAAUCAUGA
Suillus fuscotomentosus is the source of this 1938-nucleotide messenger RNA. RefSeq lists its product as uncharacterized. Bases 1 to 1938 code for a protein of 645 amino acids. The record is from RefSeq and is a predicted model, not a curated record. The transcript has 2 exons. NCBI's taxonomy places the organism in Eukaryota, Fungi, Basidiomycota, Agaricomycetes, Boletales, Suillaceae.